Molecule: messenger RNA, 9656 nt
Organism: Coturnix japonica (Japanese quail)
Lineage: Eukaryota; Metazoa; Chordata; Aves; Galliformes; Phasianidae
Source: RefSeq, a predicted model, not a curated record
UGCUCCGCCGGGCCCCGCAGCGUGCGGAGCCGGUUUGGUUUGUUUCCUUUCGGCCUCGCUUUGGUCCUUAUUUUAUUUUAUUCUUUCUUUUUUAUUUUAUUUAUUUAUUUUUUAUUUAUGGGGGUGUCUUUCCUUCCCCUCACCUCGAGGAUCCCCGCUCAGGGCACGGCCGUGUGCUGCCUUACCGCACGGAGCACGAGGCUCCUGCCGCCCCUUGCCCUGCCCUGCUGUGCCCACCGCCCCUCGGGCAGCUCUAAGAGCCGCGGGCCCGGUUCGUAGCCGUGGGCACCGCGCUUUGUUCUCUCCCCGCUCUCCCGUAAGGGGACGCCCCGAGGCCCAGGCGCAGGAAUGCGGCGCGGGCCAUCUUGGGUGGGUGCGGGCGUCGGGCGGGUAACGGGCGGAACAUGGAGGCGGGAGGUAACGGGUGGGAAGAUGGAGGCCGGGCACGGCGGGACGGCGGCUCGGUGCCUGUCCGGCCGUGGAAGGUGCGAGGCUCCCCCGCCGCCCGCACGAAGGGGCCUUUGUGGAGGAGGAGGCGGAGAGGAGGGGCCUGCGGCGGGGUGACCUGCGGAAGGACGUGGGGCCGCCCGGUGGGGACGGAGGGGUUACGGGUAGAGGGCGGCAUUGGGGCCGGCUGCUGCGCCACGGGAGCCAGGAGAAGUCGGCCGUGGCCGCUGACGUGAAGUGAGGCCGAUGGCGGCAGGAACUGGGAGCAGAGGUCGGAGCUGUGUGAGUGGCAGCGGAACGGACGCCUGCGGAGGCCUUGGUGAGGGCAGCAGUGAUUGAAGUGCGAGGAGGGGAACGAGGACGGAGCUCCGAGGGCUGCCCCGGGGCAGGGAGGAACCGGGCUCGCUGAGAACUGAGCGGCACGGACGCGCAUCCCUAUGGGCUCAUCCAGGAGCAAAGCCUGACUCAUGCAUAAGACUACAGGAAUGAGGGUGAAAGUGCUUUUCCCCUGGGUCUCGAAUGCUACCAGUCCCAUGACUGGCCUUCAUUGCACAGCAUGGUAGGGAUGUAAGCUACAGAUGGGAGCAUCAGUCCUUCUGUUCCCAUUCCCCCAAUGGUGUCACCACCUAAGGGAUUCCCAGUCAGCAGCACUGCCCCUGUGCGGGUGGGCCCGUGCUCUGCCUCUAGUUGGUUGGACAGCUUGAGAAAGUUUAUAGGUGAUGGUUUGGAAAGGAAAUGAAAAGUAAAGAAAUCCCCUGAGCUCUCUGUGUACAAGUGUAAUGUGAGAAGACAAAUAGAUUCAUUUUCAGAAAGAUGACGGAGUGGAAUGAGGGCUUAGGUUAAACUGGGAUGUUGUAUGGGUAGUUCUGUUGUUGGUUGGUUCUUGUUUUUUGUUUUUAAAGACUCUUAUAUUCUAUUAAAAUCUAAUCCAAGGAGUACAACACUGUGCUCCUCCACGUGGCCCGUUCUUUAGGUAAAAAGAAGCCUUCCCUGCGUACAAGGCUGGAUAGGGAAGUCUGUUAUUUCAAGGUCAGUUGAUUUGUCAGUGUUGGUGGGCAUGUUUUUGUGCAGUCUGUGCUAGUAAAGCACUGCUGCAGGCAAGUGGUUGAUGACGGCCACAGAAGGCAUGGAAAGGCCAUUGGCAGUGCUACCUGCAUCAUCCUCUUUAAGUGAGAAAGGUGGUAGUGGAGUGAGAAUGCUAAAGAGCAGGUCACUGGAUUCUAAUGCUAACUGAGGGGCUUGGAAGGGGAGAUUAUCCCUGAGAUAGUGUGCAUAUCUCCCAUCUUUCCCCUUAGCUGUGCUGCUUAAGCUGGGUCUGGCCUGCUUUCUUCCCUAAACUCCUAUCAGUCAGAGGAGAUAAGACAUGGUUUCACAUGCAUUUCUCAGUGGUAGUACUGACUUAAGCAGGCUGGGACCACUUGCUGCUGCCUCCCUUUGACCCAUCUUCCCCCCCCCCCCAAUGUCAGUAGAGAUACGUGUGCAAUGGCAGUGCUACAGACAGAGCUGCUAAAGAUUUAAGCUUUGCAGAAUCUUGGAUUAAUGGCUCCAGAACACAGCUAGAGCUAAUUUGGCAACCUUGGUACUUGUGAGACUUAACAGGGUGCUGAAUUGCCACUAGCUCUGUGAAUGAGGAACAAUAUUCCCACCAUAGCACUGUCCGUUCCCAGUGUUGGGUGAGUGGCAAGUCCCUCAAUGGCUGGCAUUGAUGCUGCAUGAAGAGUGGGGUUGGGAGCAGGCCUGAGCCUGCUGACCCUGUGGUUUCAGCCCCAGCUACUCAGGCUCCAACACCUCCAGGAUGCAGAGGAGAGACUGAGGACAGGGGGCAGAUAUGGGGGUUGGGGUGCGCUCAGACCAACCACAUGAAGGAGGGCUGGGGGCAGCCCAGGUCCACACUGAGCAUGUCCACGUGGGCAAAUAACUGAGUGGAGGGGGUGAUACUGGAUGUGGGAAUAGGUUCAGACCUGCUCCCAUGUGUCAUUGGAGACAUGUUCCCAUUCUGCCUGCUGCUUGGCAGCGUCUGUGGCUGAAGUCCAUCUUGGACUGUUAACAGAGUAAUUUUGUCCUGGUUUUGUGUUUCUUCCUGGUUGGAGUUGCUGCCUUCAUUCUAUUUAGCUUAAGCAUCCAGUAGUGUAACAGCAAAGGGCGUUUAUGGUUUUCUGUGUGGUUCUGGGAAUUAUACUUAAUUCCUUCUUUGAGGGCCAAACCUGCUCCCCAUCAUGAAGAAUGGCAAUUAGGUUGCAGACUGCUAUGUUUUUCUUUUCCGCUGCUGAGAUUCUGGAUAGAGAAUCUAUUAAGAUGAGAUUUUCAGUGUUAGUCGUCAAGGAAAGAAUUUCACUAACUUUCUAAUCGGCGAUUGGGACAGCAGUAGCUAAUUGAAAGGGAAGGACUAAUUGGUUCAGAUGGCCCAGUGUACACAGGGGCUCUGUCCUGUUCAUUAACAGCACCAGCUUCAUAAAGAAGAGACCUGUUGCUUAUGAAAUAUUUAACCAAUGAAACCCUAUUAAGUGCAUGUGAACUGAGGAGAAGACAAACAUUGCAACAUACAGUAACAAGCGACUUGUGGCCUUAGUGCCAAAUGACACUUCAUUCAACACCAGACGAGCCUACACCAGCGAAGAUGAAGCCUGGAAGUCGUAUUUGGAGAAUCCCCUAACAGCAGCUACCAAGGCCAUGAUGAGCAUAAAUGGUGAUGAGGACAGUGCUGCUGCCCUUGGCCUAUUAUAUGACUAUUAUAAAGUUCCCAGAGAUAAAAGGCUGUUGUCUGUUAACAAAGUGAAUGAUAAUCAAGAAGACCAAGAUAAAAGAAAUUGUCUCAGUUCCACGGAAGCUCAGAGUAAUUUGAGUGGGGGAGAGAACCGUGUGCAAGUCCUGAAGACGGUGCCAGUUAACCUUUCCUUGAACCAAGACCCAUUGGAGUCUUCCAAGAGGGAGUACAACACAAAUGUGUCUGGCAGCUCCACACCAAUUACGGGGACUGCAGUGACUGUGAUAAAAGCAGAAGAGUUCACUCCUGUUUUUAUGACCCCACAAGCACACUAUACAAGAGGAGAAAAUGAGGAGCACCGAGGGGUUAUCUUUGAACCGUAUGAAGUGUCCAACAUUGCUCCCCACACCAAUUAUCUCAAAGAUGACCAGCGCAGUACUCCUGACAGUACGUACAGUGACACCUUCAAAGACGGAGGAACAGAAAAGUAUCGCAGCGUGUCAGUGGGGGCUGAAGAAUACAUUUAUGAACAAACAAGCACUUUUCAGUAUACACUAGAAGCUACCAAAUCUCUGCGUCAAAAGCAAGGGGAGGGGCCUAUGACCUACUUAAACAAAGGACAGUUCUACGCCAUUACACUGAGUGAGACGGGUGACAACAAAUGUUUCCGGCAUCCGAUCAGCAAAGUCAGGAGCGUGGUCAUGGUUGUUUUUAGUGAGGAUAAAAACAGAGACGAGCAGCUGAAGUACUGGAAAUACUGGCAUUCCCGGCAGCACACAGCGAAGCAGAGGGUCCUUGACAUCGCUGAUUACAAAGAGAGUUUUAAUACCAUCGGGAAUAUUGAAGAAAUCGCCUUCAAUGCCGUGUCCUUUACUUGGGAUGUCAACGAGGAGGCAAAGAUUUUCAUCACAGUGAAUUGCUUGAGCACAGACUUCUCAUCCCAAAAAGGUGUGAAGGGGCUUCCUUUGAUGAUUCAGAUAGAUACAUACAGCUACAACAACCGCAGCAAUAAACCCAUCCACCGAGCCUACUGCCAGAUCAAGGUUUUUUGUGACAAGGGAGCAGAAAGGAAAAUACGAGAUGAAGAAAGGAAGCAGAAUAGGAAGAAAGGCAAAGGCCAAGCAUCCCAAGCCUCCUGUAAUAACUCAGCUGAAGGAAAGCUGAGUGCACUCCCUCUGCAAAAAAAGAGUGAUAUAACUUUCUUCAAAACAAUGACUGACCUGGAUUCCCAGCCAGUUCUCUUCAUACCAGAUGUUCACUUUGGAAACCUACAAAGAACUGGACAGGUUUACUAUAAUACAGAUGAUGAGAGAGAAGGUAGCAGUGUCUUGGUCAAGAGGAUGUUCCGACCUGUGGAGGAGGAGUUUGGUCCAUCCCCUUUGAAACAAAUGAAAGAAGAAGGCCUGAAAAGAGUGCUUUUAUAUGUGAGGAAGGAGACAGAUGAGGUGUUUGAUGCCUUGAUGCUGAAGUCACCCACAGUAAAGGGGCUAAUGGAAGCAAUCUCUGAGAAAUAUGGGUUGCCAGUGGAAAAGAUUGCAAAACUUUAUAAGAAGAGCAAAAAGGGUAUCCUGGUAAACAUGGAUGACAACAUUAUUGAGCACUACUCCAAUGAGGACACAUUCAUCCUGCACAUGGAAAGCGUGGUUGAAGGCUUCAAGAUCACACUGACUGAGAUCUAACCUCAGACAGAGCCCUCUCAUAAAGAACCCACAGCAUUUCAUUCUUCUUGGAAAGCAGAAGAUGCCUUUGGAAGUUGACAGGCAUUGAUCAGAGAAACUGUUACAAGACUGCUUUGAAAAUAUUGUCCAUUCUGCACAUGCACACCUACUGCAUACGGGCUUGGGUUCGUCAAGCAUGAAGCCACUCAUUUUAACCUGGUCCCUUAUUUAUUACUCCCCACUCUCCACUGUACAAGCAGUUACCAGCCCCCAGAUUUGUAACCAGAUGACCCACUGCAAAUGUGAAAUGCGGCAUUUUAGUCCAUGCCUUAGUGUGGAUGAGAUCAUUCUAAAAUAUGGUGAGGAACCAUGCUGGUCCAUUUUCAGAAAUCUGAUGUAAAUCACUUUGCCAGUAGUUUUUUCCUCUUGCUAAAAACUGGUGCAGUGCUAAAGGUGGGGAAAGAGGCUGACAGAGUUCACUUGCUCAGACCGGUCCAUCUCUCUAGUGUAUAGUCUUGCCAAAUACCUCUGGUAGUUCUCAGCAUGUAGCAAUGAGGACUUGUAAGUAAGGCGUUCAGCUACAAAUGUCAUUUGUAAGUAAAUGGUAAAGAAACCAUUUUAACCUUGUAUAUAAUGUUUAUAAUAUGCAAUAAUAUAUUUUAACUACUGUAUGUGGGCGCGUUUAUUGCCACUAUGUUUUUGUACGUAUUGGGUUUAGGGUUUAACAGAAUUUUUCCUAGAAGAUUAGAUUUCUGCAUUCUGUUAAGGAGUAUGUACUGAGAAUCUGAUAACUGCGUCUGCAUUUGUGCACUCCACCCCUGCCCACCCAGUUUUAUACCAGAAUAUUGGAGCAAAAAGUGCUACAGCAUUUGGAGUGUACUGUCACUGUGGGACCCACCUUUGGUUCCCAGGUCCCAAAUGUGAAAUGCAGCAUUUUAGUCCAUGCUUAAGUGUGGCUAAAUUCAUUCUAAUAUAUGGUGAGGAACCAUGCUGUACCUGUGUACUCCAUCCAGCUGUCACCAAAUCAUAGAGGCAGCCCUGUGUCUGGUGUGCCUAGAGGCACACAAGGGAUUUUUCCCUGGUCUCUUGGUGAAGUGAGGGCUCUUGAAAUGAGCCUGUCUCAAACCUGUGGAGGAAAAGGUUCUUUCCCCAGCAAACUGCUCAUUAAAGAAUUCCUCUAGACUGCAAGAAACUUCAGACUCUUCUUCAGGGAGCUUGCUCUUGUAUCUCCUUUGAAUGAUUCUGUUUUGAUUCCUAGGACAGUUCAAUGAGGUAAAAACUUGGGCUCGAUGUAAAUAUUUUACAGAAACUGAAACAAUUUUUACCAGUGCAAAGAGUGGCCCACACCCAAUUUGCAGAGUUAGGCCCCUCUCACACAGGCUGGAUCUGAACUGUGCAGUCACAUCAUCAAGUUCCAUAUCUGUCUCAGGAAUUGAGAGAGAAAGGCUACAGACUAAUCAUACCAGGAAAGGAGUCUGAGACCUGAUCAUCCCCAGCACACGCAAACUUGGCACCUCUCUCUCUCCUUUCCAGUUCCUCUAGCUGUCUUAGAUUGCUACUCACACAGUGCACAGUCCUGUGGUUUUCAGUUGUAAGCAUUUCAUUUCCCAUGCAUUGUGCGGGGAUCCCAUGAGACAGGCAGAAAUGGGAGACCUUUCCUACAAGCAACCUUAUUAUUAUUAUUAACUUAUUAUUAGUUCUUCCUUCUAAAGAUUCCUUUUUACUUAGUCACAGUAUUUUUUUCAUUAGCUGGUUAAUGACGUAAAGAAACGCUGCUGACUUUAAUGGGGCUCCUUCUCUAGUGGUUUGAGCUGUGGGGAGCUAUUUACAUCCAAGCAAAGCAGUUGGAAAAGCUGACCAGUCUGAUUUGAUCCUAUUUUUGCAUGAAUUGUCUUGCGAGCUCUUGCAGUUUCUUAACUUCAUCAGUGAGAGCAUCCCAUUAGAAUCUGAUCUUCAAAUAGAAAUGUCAGAUACCUGUCAAAGCUCCUGCGCUACCAGAGCCUAUGAAAGCUCUCUGCUAUUUGUGUCAGGGCUAUCACAUUCAGCAUCCAUAUGCAUCUGGAAAGCAAAGUGUCUGUUUUGUCUGUCUUCUCUCCCUUUCUACUCAUCUGUUGUGUGUUCUUUCUGCUCCUGAUGCAGGUGUGUGUAGUAAUUCCAUUGUCUUUUUAUGGAUACAUACUCCAGUAAAGAUGCUUUUGCUACAUUGCUUAAGGAUGGACAUUUUGGGAAUACAGUGGAUUUUGGGUAAUUUCAUUUAUUUCUGCUUGGCUCAGAUAAAAAGUCUUUGCUGACUUAGCCCAGUUACUUUUCCACUCCCAAAAAAUAGGGCAGUUUUGGCAGGUGGCAUUAAGAACUGGGGCCAGUACACAGAACUUGUGAGCAAUGCUGUUGGUUCUUGUAUUUAUCUCUUAUUUAAUGGUGUUUGGGAUUCCAAGGAGUUUAACUGAGAUUUCUCAAUUGGUCACGAUGUCCCAGCAGAGGCUGUGAGCUAAGCACAGCAGUGAAUGCAUGCAGGAUUUGAGCCCUGCUUCUGCCCCUAUCAGUGCCUGUGGUGGCUGGGGUUGGCUUGUGGUGUGCUGCAGUAGGAGAUGUCAGUGAGAAUUUGAGCUUGACAGAGAAGGACGGGACUGUCCUGGCAGCACCAACACCCUUGUUAGUAUUUUAUUCUUGUAUUACACAGAGGUAGAUCUCUCUUCUUUGGUAAUUAGAGCUAGAUUCUGCUGCAUGCUGCAAUGUCCAGCUCUAAGGAGCAGUAUCAUAGAAUCACAGAAUAGCUUGAGUUGUAAGAGACCUCAGAGAACACCCAUCCCCAACCCCCUGCCAUGGGCAGGGCUACCACCCACCAGCUCAGGCUGCCCAGAGCCCAUCCAACCUGACCUUGAGCAUCUCCAGGGAUGGGGUGCCCACAGCUCUCUGGGCAUCUGUGCCAGUGCUGAACACCAGCUCCCUCAGCCUUUCUUCAUAGGAGAGGUGCUCCAGCAUCUUCACGGCCUCCUCUAGACCUAUUCCAACAGUUCUGCAUCUUUAGUGUACUGGGGGCCCCAGGCACGGAACCAAUACUGCAGGUGGAGCAUCAUGAAAGGAGGGCAGAGGGGGACAAUCACCUCUAUCGCUCUGCUGGCCUCCCUUCUGUUGAUGCAGCCCAGGGUACAGCCCUUCUGGGCUGCAAGGCACACUGCUGGCUUGUGGCAAACUUUUGUCCACCAGAACCCACAGUAUAGGAUCAGCAAAAGCUGCAGUGCUCCAGGAAAUACUGGAGCUUAAGGAGCAGAGCUGCCUUUCCAAUGCCAUUUUAGGAGCUUUAGGUCAGGCACUGUCCAGGGAAGGAAAGUUGUUUCCAAGAUUAACUGAAAGCUUUUCUAAAUAUAUCUCUAAGUGUACAAAUUCCUGGUCAGUAGCGAGAGAGCUGAUCCUCCUGCCUUUAGCUCAUUCUUACGGUCUCACUGGAGAAAGCAGGGCUGAAGAGGAUGGGUAGAACUUAUCAAAACACUAAGAAUAUGAUGAUCUUCAUUAACUUUAUUCAUCUGCCAGGGCCAGAGGACUUUGUUUUUCUGCUCCAUAUGCCAAAUGCAUCACAAGCAUCUAAAUAAUUGUGAAGAGCACAUCACCCUGCACCCAGUCAGUUUAGUUACAGCAUCAGCUGCUACAGAAGCAUCGAACCUGUGAGCUGGUCAUGGCGAGCUACAAACUGUCGGGGUUCACCACCUCUGAGGGUUUGUUUGUUGAUCAAAAUCAAGAUAUUGGUGCUGGGGAGGGGCCAGCACCAAUAAUGCAAACUUCUGAAGGAGGGACCCAUUCAAAGGUCACAAGGAGCAUAAAGUCUAUUGUUUAAAGUGUAUGUGUUGCUUUUGUUUCGUGAAGAAGACCGAUUAAUGCCGUGUCUUCCAAGUAUGAAGUAAGAUUUGGCUAUUGUUUAGCACACAGGAACAUCUUAGUUGCCUCCUUUUGUGGCACUGCUCUGGUUGUUUACUCAAGAGAACAAAACUCAUUUCCUUUCUCAUUUGCUUCCAUACAAAGAGCGAGAGCAGUGCAGUGUCUGUAGAUGCUGUGUGAAAGACUAUGACAGAGGUGCAAAAGGCAGAGUAGCCUUCUAAGCUCUGGCCUUGGUUCCUGCUGCAGAUUUGGCACUAUGUCCGUCCAUUUGAUCGUUUGCUACGAACACCCAGAUCUCAGUCUUUCCUUUUACACAGUCAGCUGUUUAUGUCCCCUACAUGUAGCACAUCCUUGCAGCAAAGCUUUGUUGAUGUACAGCUGUGUUCCCAUCAAGGUAUUUUGGAGGACUUUUUAUCACUGGCUGUUAACUACAAAGAAAGUAGUUGCUUUUUCAUUUUGUCCUUUUUUUUCCCCCCUUCUUUUUGUUCUUUCUCUUUCCCGUGUGUUCUCCCUCAUUAAGUCCCUGGUCAUUGGAAUUCAGAGAUCAAGAGCCCUUUUUUUGCACAUUUUCCUCUUUCAGUCUGUGGAUAGAUUAAAUGCGAUCAAUGAAUUCAAACGAUUGGUAAAAACUCAGCCCUCCAGCGGUCAGAGGAGCUGUAUGUUGGUUGGUAUGAAACUGGGAAGGAGUAUUUUAGGGCCUUAAAUGUAAAGCUCGUCAAAUGUUUAUAUGCUCUUCCAUCUCCUAUGAAUUGAGACAAGAUACAAACGAGUGUUUGUGCCAAACUUUGUAACAAGCCCUCGCUCUGAGAAACAAACUCUGUAUAAAUAGCGUGCUUUUAUAUUAAGGAAUAGCUCAUGUAACUUAAUAGUGUUGCAACUGGGAGAGGGGUUUGAUAAACUGUAAAUACAGUUAUUUUAUUUUUUGUACAUUUUUAAGAAGGAAAAAAAUAAAUAUUCCUGUGUAUGAGAUAAUA